AUGCAAGCUUUAGUGCAAGCUUACGAGGAAAUGCCCCCCGUUACAAGGGUUUACACGACAGCUUGCGUGAUCACUACAAUUGCUGUGCAACUCGAAUUCGUCACACCAUUUCAUCUUUAUUUCAAUUGGAAUCUGAUCUUACAUGAAUAUCAGUUUUGGCGUAUAAUCACAUCGUUUUGUUUCUUCGGUUCGUUUGGAUUUAGUUUUUUAUUCAAUAUGAUCUUCACGUAUCGAUAUUGUAUGAUGUUGGAAGAGGGUUCAUUUCGUGGAAGAAGAGCUGAUUUUGUAUUUAUGUUCCUUUAUGGAGCUGUGUUCAUGAUAAUCUGUGGUACGUUUGUUCACAUGGUUUUCUUGGGACAAGCUUUCACGAUGAUGCUCGUCUAUGUGUGGAGUAGAAGAAAUCCGUACAUUCCGAUGAAUUUCUUUGGAGUUCUCAGUUUCACUGCACCUUAUUUACCGUGGGUGUUGCUGUUGUUUUCAUUACUUCUCGGCAACAAUGCGAUCGUUGAUUUUAUGGGUAUUGCAUGCGGUCAUUUCUACUAUUUCUUAGAAGACGUAUUUCCACCACUACAAAAUGGAUUUCGAUUUCUCAAAACACCAGAAAUACUAAAGUGGCUAUUCGAUCCACCUCCACCAGUACCUGUUCCUGAAGACGAGCGACCUGGUGGUUAUAACUGGGGUGAAGAGUAA
Messenger RNA from Anisakis simplex (herring worm), 690 nucleotides. The record is from the annotation of a GenBank genome assembly. NCBI's taxonomy places the organism in Eukaryota, Metazoa, Nematoda, Chromadorea, Rhabditida, Anisakidae.